Molecule: messenger RNA, 1101 nt
Organism: Caenorhabditis auriculariae
Lineage: Eukaryota; Metazoa; Nematoda; Chromadorea; Rhabditida; Rhabditidae
Source: the annotation of a GenBank genome assembly
AUGUUCGAAGAGAAAGUCAUCGUUGGCGUGGCUUCGGCCUUCUCGACCCUCGCUGUCGUCGCCUGCCUCGUCGUCAUCCCCUCGUUGUACAACACCAUCAACGAGGUCCACGAUGAGGUUCUUGAUGGCGUCAGCGUCUUCCGCGUCGAGACCGACUCUGCCUGGACCGAGAUGAUGGACAUCCAGAUCACCGUCACCCCACCAAGCAAGCCCCGCGUCAACCCCUUCAACAGCAUCUUCCGUCAGAAGCGUAAUGACUUCUCUGGACUCCCAGCCUUCUGCCAGUGCGAGCCCACCAAGCCAACCUGCCCACCAGGACCCCCAGGACCCCCAGGACAGGCCGGAGCUCCAGGUAAAUCUUGCUUUAUUAUUCGAAUUUCGGUUAUUUCUCAUCAUUUUUUAAUUUUGAGAUACUUCGUAGCGGAGGGAUAAUUAGUGUCAAUGUCCAAGUUAUAUUUUGAGAACCUCAUAAUGAUUCGAAAAAAACACUUAAUAUUUUAUAGAAAAAGAUCUCCGCAGACACAAAAGUUUCAAAAUUACAAAAUAUUUAUUACAGGACAGCCAGGAGCCGCCGGAGCCCCAGGAGAGGACAACACCUCCACCUACGCUCCAAUCAACUGCCCACAGAAGGCUCCAGGAUGCGUCUCCUGCCCAGCCGGAGCUCCAGGACCAGCCGGACCAGCUGGACCAGCUGGACCAGCCGGACCUGACGGACAGCCAGGAGCCCCAGGAAACAACGGACAAGACGGACAGCCAGGACAAGCCGGUCCCGACGGAGAUGCCGGAGCUCCAGGAGCCCCAGGAUCCGAUGGACAGCCAGGAGCCCCAGGAAAAGACGGACAGCGCGGAAGCGGAGCUCCAGGAGCCCCAGGAGCCCCAGGAAAGGCCGGACCAGCCGGAGCUCCAGGAGCCCCAGGAAACAACGGAAGCGACGGAGAACAGGGACCAGCUGGACCAGCUGGACAGGAUGGAGCUCCAGGCAGCGCUGGAUCCGACGGACACGCAGGAACCAGCGGAGGACCAGGUCUUCCAGGAAACGAUGCCGCCUACUGCCCAUGCCCACCACGCAGCGCCGUCUUCGUCUCUCGCUUCGCUCACUAA